Molecule: messenger RNA, 1397 nt
Organism: Haliotis rubra (blacklip abalone)
Lineage: Eukaryota; Metazoa; Mollusca; Gastropoda; Lepetellida; Haliotidae
Product: protein-S-isoprenylcysteine O-methyltransferase-like
Exons: 4
Coding region: 1-864 (287 amino acids)
Biological process (GO): C-terminal protein methylation
Cellular component (GO): membrane; endoplasmic reticulum
Molecular function (GO): protein C-terminal S-isoprenylcysteine carboxyl O-methyltransferase activity
Source: RefSeq, a predicted model, not a curated record
AUGGCAGCGUCCAGAGAAAGCCGAACGAGCUUGAUAUGUUUUUGUUUAGGAAGUGGCGUGUGUCUCCUGCCUGUUUUUACAUAUCUUAGUUUUCUGAUAGAGAGUUUAUGGAACGAUCACUUUGUUUACAUAAUAGGAUCUUAUGUCAUCGCCUGUAAUGCUAUCAUUGCUGGAGUCUAUAUCCAAAACAAGGACAUGUACAAUAAUGGUGUGCGUGCAGGUUUCUUAGGAGUUAGUUUUGGAAUCGGACUGCUGAUUAGCAUGUCUGACACAUCAUGGGUGCACUUCGGCUGGUACAUCACAGCUCUUGCCUUCUUCCACUGGUCUGAGUACUACACAACUGCAGUGACCAAUCCCAAAGCCUUGUCGUUGGAGUCCUAUCUUCUGGAUCACAGUCGGGAAUACAAGCUGGCAGCACUAGCCAGCUGGACUGAGUUCACCAUCGAAUGGUUCAUUUUUCCUAGUCUGAAGGAGAUUCGGUAUGUGGGCCUUAUUGGACUCAUGCUUGUGAUUGGUGGCGAGUGUUUACGGAAAUUGAGUAUGGUGACAGCCAACACCAACUUCAACCACUACGUGCAGCAUACUAAACAAGCCGGACACUCACUGGUCACUCAUGGAGUUUACCAGUUCUUUAGACAUCCUUCCUAUGUCGGUUGGUUCUACUGGAGUAUUGGAACUCAGCUAGUCCUGUGUAACCCUAUCUGCCUUGCUGGCUACACUGCUGUCUCCUGGAGGUUCUUCAAGGAGAGGAUAUUUGAAGAGGAACUGUACCUCCUGAACUUCUUUGGAGAAGAGUAUAUUGACUAUCAGAGGAAAGUUGGCACAGGCUUGCCAUUUAUAAAGGGAUUCCGAGCAGAGGUUUGAUGUAAACAUAUGCAGGAUUUGUGUAGUUUCUGCAGUACGUAAUAGACAAUCUUUCAACACUAUGCACAGGUUGUUACCAUGGUUACAUUGACUGUUGGUGAAUUUGUUAAAGGAGAAAUCCUUGUUAUUACCGGUUUGAAAUUUACUGUUAAAUUUGAAGUGUCAGUAUUCAAUAGGCAGUCUGUGCCAAAAACCUUUUAAUCACUACUAGUUAGAACCUAUCUCUUUGCAUUAUUUUGAGUAGAUUUUAGUGUUAGUAAGUGUUAGUAAAUGGUAGUUUUAUCAGAUGAUGGGAAGAACUAUUCAUUGGUCUUAUUCCGAAUGGCUUAACAUGGUUUAAUUUGAUAGAUGAUUAAAAUGUUUCAUAUACACAACAACACAAAAUGAUUCAACAAUGUCUAUAGAAUCUCGUGAAGCCAGUAUCCCUUUCUAUGAUGCUUGCAUCCAAGAUCCAUAUCAGUCUUGAAGAAGUUUGCAUCAGUGUGGACAAAGGUCACAUCUGGGUAGUUAUUGGCAGGGGUUCAAAUGUUUUU